GAACGCUGCACAUCACACUCUUCUCUGCCCUCCACGGACCCCCCCACACCCUUCACUCCCCCUCAACCCUCCAGUACACCUGUCUGGAGGCAGCAUUUCUAAACCUGAAGCCCAGGUGAGCUCAGCACACACGGAGUAUGGACUCACUACGCCUGCCACAGCCAGUGGCUGCUCAAAACAAAUGCAGGGAAGACCCCAAUGAGAGCCAUGAAAAUGAAAGCAAAGAGGUGAAAGGGAGUCCUGCACACUCCACUGUGGCUUUGAUUGAGGAGGAGCUGGAGAACACAGACCCAUGGGACCUGCCAGAGCUGAAGGACACAGGGGUCCCAUGGUCAGCUCUGGAUACCAGAGGAAAGGUGUUGAGAGUGUUGGUGUCGGUGGGGAAGUUUAUCCUGCUGCUGGGUUUCCUCUACAUGUUCAUCUGCUCUCUCGACAUCCUCAGCUCAGCUUUCCAGCUUGUUGGAGGUAAAGCAGCAGGUGACAUCUUUCAGGACAACUCAGUUUUAGCCAACCCUCUGGCUGGUCUGGUCAUCGGUGUUCUGGUCACCCUGUUGGUCCAGAGCUCAUCCACUUCCUCCUCCAUAGUUGUCAGCAUGGUGUCCUCUGGAUUGCUAACGGUCCAGCUGGCUGUUCCCAUCAUCAUGGGCACCAACAUCGGCACUUCUGUCACCAACACGCUGGUCGCCAUGACGCAGGCUGGUGACCGCAGAACCUUUCGCAGGGCUUUCGCAGGAGCCACAGUGCACGACUUCUUCAACUGGCUCUCAGUGCUGGUGCUGCUGCCACUGGAGGUCGCCAGUGGUUAUUUGUACGAGGUCACCAAGCUCAUCAUCGACUCCUUUAAUAUUCAGAGUGGAGAGGCCCCGGAACUGUUGAAUGUGAUCACUGAUCCCCUCACUGAGUCAAUUAUACAGUUGGAUGAGUCUGUCAUUAGUGGGAUUGCCAUCGGAGACCCAGAAGCUAGAAAUAAGAGUCUCAUCAAGAAAUGGUGCCAUACUUUCACCAACACAACCUUAAUGAACGUUACAGUUCCUGGUCCAGAGAACUGCACAUCUCCGUCUCUCUGCUGGGUUGAUGGCAACUACACCUUCACACUGAAGAACAUUUCUGAAACAUACAAUAUCCAGAAAUGUAAGCAUGCCUUUGUGAAUGUAAAUCUGCCGGAUCUAGCAAUAGGUCUGAUCCUGCUGGCUCUUUCUCUGCUGGUGCUCUGUUCCUGCCUGGUCCUCAUUGUGAAACUGCUAAACUCCAUGCUGAAGGGACAAGUGGCUGCAGUCAUCAAGAAAAUCCUUAACACUGAUUUCCCGUUUCCAUUUGGUUGGGUCACAGGUUACAUUGCCAUUUUAGUUGGAGCAGGAAUGACCUUCAUUGUGCAGAGCAGUUCGGUUUUCACUUCUGCUAUUACUCCACUUGUUGGUAUUGGUGUCAUCAGCAUAGAAAGAGCAUACCCAUUGUCUCUGGGUUCAAAUAUCGGCACAACCACCACCGCCAUCCUGGCAGCUAUGGCUAGUCCUGGAGACACACUGGCUGAUGCUCUACAGAUUGCCCUCGUGCACUUCCUGUUCAACAUCUCUGGCAUCCUUCUGUGGUAUCCAAUCCCCUUCACCCGCAUCCCCAUCCGGCUGGCUAAAGGCCUGGGCGACAUCACCGCUUCCUACCGCUGGUUUGCUGCUGUCUACAUCAUCUGCUGCUUCUUCAUUUUACCACUCUUAGUCUUCAGCCUGUCGCUGGCUGGCUGGCAGGUACUGGUAGGCGUGGGUGCACCUCUGGUCCUCAUGGUUAUCAUCAUCAUAGUGAUCAACGUACUGCAGAAGCGGAGACCCGGGUGUCUGCCUGCAGCCCUGCGAUCCUGGGACUUCCUGCCUCUCUGGGCCCACUCUCUGGCUCCCUGGGACAAAGUGGUUGCCGUGAUGACAGCCAAAUGCUGUUGCUGCUGCAAAUGCUGCCAGGUUGCUGCUGACAACCAGGAACACGGAGAGAAAGAAUCUGUGGAACAGAACAAGAAAGCACACACAGAGGUGUAUGAUAACCCUGCAAUGAGUGCAGAGAAGGAGGUAGAAAAUGAGAUAAAGAUAGAGCUGAAGAUUCUGAAAAUGACCCGGCUUUGAGAUUGAGAUUUGAGAUGUGUGACGGUGGAAAGAAUUGCAUUGGUCAAGGCACAAACACAUUUAGGCACAACUUUCAAAUUUCCAUCAUAUUUAUGUUAUUAUUUUUAUUAGAUCCUUUAGUGUGACAUAGGAAAUGGUUAUAUAGAGAACACCAACUUUCAGCGUAUCAAGAGCCAGACAAAGAAAAUACAACAUGCAGGAAAAUGUUGAUCUUUUAGCUGUAUGGUUCUAACUGAAGUUGCCUUUAAAGGAUAAGGCUAACAAUAUUCUUUAUUGUCAACAAAUCCCAUGGAAACCAAAAUCCCAAAAUAACAAUGCAUCGGUCUCUUAUCUCUAAUCUCUCAGUACUUUCUGAUUUUCUUACUGUGGCUUUCAGCUUCAAACCAAUUGGCUCCUGCUGAAGAUGUAAAUCUUAAAAACGCCUCACAAUAUAUAGUUUUUAUAGUUUAAAUUUCAAAAAUAUUUACAAAAACAGCCAGGUGCUGUAGUUUUCAUUACUUGAACAGAAGGAAAUAGUGCAUUUGUUGGGGAUUAUUUUAAAUUAUUUAUACAGAUUAACACUAUUCUAGUGAGUAUUUCUGGGAUUGAGAAAUUAUUAAUCUAUUAUUUUAUGUUUAUUGUUCAGUACUAAGACAGAGAAUUGCACAGGUGUAUUUAAUAAGAUAUUGUUUAUUAAUCGCAACCAAAGUAAAUUAUUUUUGGUAACGUUACCCAGCAUCACUAAUUAGCAAAUGUCGGUGUGCUAACACUCUAAACCCGUGAACAUAGUAAACAUCAACGACAUGAUGUUAGCAAAUGUUACCAUUAUCAUUAUGAACAUGUUUGAAAGCUAAUGUUAGCAUUUCUCUCAAACCACCAUGCUGCUAGCAAAAAAAAAGUCUUAGACAACAGUAGAGCUGUUUCUCACUGAGGAAUAAUCAGGCUUUGUCUAGAUAGUUUUAGUUAGGAUCAAUUGAUUGUUAUAUUUGGUCUUUUAAUGGAAUUUGUGGACAAUGAUAGAAAUAUAUCACCAGUCUUAUCCUCUAAUUUUUGAGUUUCUAAGUUUAGCUCUGAUUGGCUGAACAAAGUGCCACUUAUAUAGCAUAAAAUGAUGAAUUCCUAUUUAAAAUUGUACCAAUCUGGUUAUUGGACUUUAUCUUAUAAUGCGAUUACUAAAAUGAUAAAAAUACAAAUUAGGUAUUUGAUCUGAUGUUGAAGAUAGUCAAUAACCGACCAUCAUUACCAACAGUUAUUAAAAGAGCAGAGCAAUGCCAACCUCGGUGGCUGCAUUUGGUCAGCCAGUGCUGUUAGAUUGUGUUGUACUGUUAUACUGUGAAAACUCCUGCAGAUGCCAUAACAUUUGUGCACUAGUAUACAAUAGAUACAGUCUGUCUUGGUCUGAUCUACAGAUUGCAGGUUUGAUUUGAUAGACAGAGAAAACAAUACUCAUCAUGUUUCACAUUUCUAUCAGGUUUCACCUUGUUUUUUUUUUUUUACAGAUAAUUUUUUUAAACUGUGUAUAAAAGACACAUUGAGAUCCUUACCACAUCGUUUUAAGGUGUAAAAAUGAUUUUGUAAUUCAGAAAGAUAAUUCUAUUCAAGGAAUAUGUAGUUUGGCAUUAGAUGGAUGUACAUCUAACUAAAUAUUUUUAACUUGCUAAUGCUAAAUUUUGAGUUAUAUACUGUGUCUCAAUAAUACCUAUAUGAGCAUUUGAAAAUAAAAGAUGAAAAAUCA
Dicentrarchus labrax (European seabass) is the source of this 3822-nucleotide messenger RNA. RefSeq names its product solute carrier family 34 member 2a (gene slc34a2a). Gene Ontology annotation, molecular function: sodium:phosphate symporter activity. The record is from RefSeq and is a predicted model, not a curated record. Gene Ontology annotation, biological process: intracellular phosphate ion homeostasis; sodium-dependent phosphate transport. NCBI's taxonomy places the organism in Eukaryota, Metazoa, Chordata, Actinopteri, Moronidae. The transcript is spliced from 13 exons. The coding region runs from base 138 to 2108 and encodes 656 amino acids. Gene Ontology annotation, cellular component: vesicle; brush border; apical plasma membrane.